This is a messenger RNA of Menidia menidia (Atlantic silverside), 330 nucleotides long. The record is from the annotation of a GenBank genome assembly. NCBI's taxonomy places the organism in Eukaryota, Metazoa, Chordata, Actinopteri, Atheriniformes, Atherinopsidae.
AUGGCCGGGACUGUUGCGCGUAAAGCCAUCGACCAUCUUAAGAGCAAAGAGUUCAGGGAUUAUUUGACGAGGUGUCAUUUCUGGGGCCCUGUAGCAAACUGGGGUCUCCCUAUAGCUGCCAUCACAGAUAUGAAGAAGAGCCCAGAAAUUAUCAGUGGCAGAAUGACCUUCGCAUUGUGCUGCUAUUCACUACUCUUUAUGAGGUUUGCUUACAAGGUUCAGCCACGUAACUGGCUCCUGUUUGCCUGCCAUUUGACCAACGAGACAGCACAACUAAUUCAAGCAAGUCGUCUCAUCAAAUUCAAUAUGGAGAAGAAGAUAGGAUCUUAG